Microdochium trichocladiopsis is the source of this 381-nucleotide messenger RNA. RefSeq lists its product as uncharacterized. The record is from RefSeq and is a predicted model, not a curated record. Lineage: Eukaryota; Fungi; Ascomycota; Sordariomycetes; Xylariales; Microdochiaceae. The coding region runs from base 1 to 381 and encodes 126 amino acids. The transcript has a single exon.
AUGGCCGGCCCUGUUCCCGUUCCAGCUCCUGCGCCUCUCCUCACAAUGUCGAACACGAUGACGCAUAAUCUCGAGGUCGCCGAUGCCGAGGUGGGAAUCGACGCACAGGAUUUAUCAAUCAAGAUUCAAUACUACACCGACUACCAGUGCACCAAGUACAAUGUCGAGUUCACCAUUCAGCCCUCUAGAUGCUACAACUACCAGUACAGCGGCACCCAUUCGGCCAAUGCAGUCUCGUGGGGCGAGGUGGCCGAUACCGUGCUCCGCUGCAGAUUCUACAGCGGCCGGGACUGCACAGGAGCAGUCCAAGGGGGAGAGUACGAUCAUUGUGCCGGGAAUCUCAAUCGGUACGAGAGUCUCCGGUGCGUUUACGAAUACUGA